Messenger RNA from Sabethes cyaneus, 1536 nucleotides. RefSeq names its product transmembrane protease serine 9-like. Bases 411 to 1448 code for a protein of 345 amino acids. The transcript has 3 exons. Gene Ontology annotation, biological process: proteolysis. NCBI's taxonomy places the organism in Eukaryota, Metazoa, Arthropoda, Insecta, Diptera, Culicidae. Gene Ontology annotation, molecular function: serine-type endopeptidase activity. The record is from RefSeq and is a predicted model, not a curated record.
UCGCAGGCACUAUCGGCAGGCAGGCAAAGUAGUUUUUUUUCAGUUGAUGGAAAGUACCUUUCACGAGAGCGCGCGCGUAAUUAAUCCGAAUCCGAAAGCCAAUCUUAUCCAUUCGUCAGAUGAAAAGUGUGACUCACGUCAGCAGUUGACACAGUGUGUGAUCGAUCGUUCGCGGCAAAGAUCGGAAAGAAAGAUUCACGGUUCACCGUGUCAGCACACGAUGUUGUGUGACGUCAGGUGCAGGAACUUCCACCACUUGAAUGAAGAAGCGAUAAGCGAUUGACUCGCCCGUCGCCAGUAUCACACACCGCACCGAGCUCGACUCGACUCGACUCCAGAGUAGUUGCUGUCCAAACAAAACUGUAAACAAAGCUAGUCAUUCACAAAUUCACGGGCAUCGGGAGCAGAAGAUGAUUCUACGCACCGUGCUACUACUGAUGGCCCUUUUCGGGGGUCACCCAAGCAUGACCCAAAGUAUUCUUCGCCUAGAGGAGCAACGGUUCGAAGGCGACCCGUGUCCGCUGCGAAACGGGAGCACUGGCAUCUGUCGCAAAGCGUCCCAGUGCCGGGGAAGUAUCCGAGCGAAGGAACUGCACUGCGAAUUCAGCGGCUACGAUGCGGUUAUCUGUUGUGCGCUCGCUCCGAAUGCGACAUUCGAUUCUUCGGCCCGCGUAGUACAGACUGCUUGUAGCACCGUGCGCAGGACAGAAGUCCGCAUUGCGGAGCACGCCGUGGGCGUUGUGACCGAAGCCCGAGUGGGCGAGUUUCCCUUUAUGGGCCUGGUCAGCUACGACGACGAGCGGACGCGAUGUGGAGCGGCGCUGAUUUCUGAUCGCUUUCUGCUGACGGCUACGCAUUGCUUCAAGAACGUUAAACCCACUGCGGUUCGCCUGGGAACGAACCAAGCGGACGAUCCAAUGGCUGACAGUUAUGCGAUUGCAAAAAUACAUCGGCACAGGGGGUACACCCAGCAGACGAAACAAGAUGACAUCGCCCUCAUUGAACUGCGGAGCCCGGUUACGAUGAACGCACAGGUUCAACCGAUUUGUCUACACACAUCGCUGAUCGAUCUUCCGGAGACAACGAAUUUGACCCUGAUGGGAUGGGGUCGAGAUAACGCAGACAACCUACCCAACGCUUUGCUGAAGGGGGCCGUUAAUCCGGUGUUGCGAAGCACCUGCCAAGCACGGUACACGGCCGGUGGCCGUGUGAUCAGACUAACUGAAAAGCAGAUGUGUGCACUCGGAGAGCUUAAUCCCGACGGGUUAGCGACCGACGCUUGCGAAGGAGACUCCGGUGGUCCGCUGGUACUACGCGACGACAAUAGGUACUAUCUGGUUGGGCUGGUAUCCUACGGGUCCGGAUGUGGGGACGAUAAGUAUGCGGGUAUCUACACGCGAGUGGCCAGCUACCUCGACUGGAUCAUCGAGCGGGUGUGGAAGAGUUAGAGCGAUAAUUUGGCGGAUAGCAGUCUGAGCGUUGGGGAGAAGAAGAUGAGUGUCGUAACCAAGAGAUUAUGUUAAACUAAAGUAAUAA